This is a messenger RNA of Phycomyces blakesleeanus NRRL 1555(-), 342 nucleotides long. RefSeq lists its product as hypothetical. The transcript has 2 exons. The coding region runs from base 1 to 342 and encodes 113 amino acids. NCBI's taxonomy places the organism in Eukaryota, Fungi, Mucoromycota, Mucoromycetes, Mucorales, Phycomycetaceae. The record is from RefSeq and is a predicted model, not a curated record.
AUGAGCCACGAGAACGCAAAGACCCCUUCUGAGUCACCCAAAGAAAGCCAUUUCUUGAUAUGCUCUGUUCUAUUUUCCCUUGCUGAGUUCGACCAAGACCUGAGCAAACUUGAAAGAUGUAUGGAUGCCUUGAUUGCAAAAAAGGCAACUUGCAAAAGGCCAUUCUUGGAACAACAGGAACUGGGGCGGGAAAACAUCCAACAAGGUUGCGGAAAAAUCAACAAAUUGGCAAAUGUAAUAGACAUCUCGAGUGCUCAGAGAGGCGGAAAGAGCACAAUUUCCUUGUAUGAUCUAAAGGAAGCACACAUCCCACUUCACAGCACACUUUGGAAACAUUUUUAG